UUGAACUAUACAUCGAGUCAGUGCUAAAUAUAAACGUAUUACAUCAAGACGUGAACAAAGUUAUAAUGUGGAUUUUGUUUUUUGCUUUUGCCAUCACAUCGUGUAGCGCUGCAGAAUUUAGCUCGCGACCCACAAAUGUCAGCCUACUUCUAUUACAUUUCACGAACGAAGCUACAAAAGGUCCAGUCGUUUUAGCACCUUUCGGUUUAUGGAGCAUGAUGGCGGGCGUGUCGUUCGGUGCCCAUGGAGUCACAAAAAGAGAAAUCUUCAGAGCUUUUCUGUUACUCACAGAUAGGAAAAAGUUCAGCGAACAAUAUAAAAACUUAACGGACGUGCUGUUCCAAGUAAAUAUGACUGGUGUGGAGGUUUCGAAUAACAAUUACUUCUUUGUGGAUAAGAACAUUCUUAUAUAUCCAGAUUUCAGGGAAAUAUUAACGAACGAUUAUAAUUCGAUAUUUAAGACUUUCGACUUUCAAAAUCCAAUAUUAUCAGCAGAUCGUGCGAAUUCAUUACUUAGAAAUACAAAUAAACGAACAUCAUAUAUAUUUCAUUCGGAUGAUUUUAAAGAUUCCACUAUUGUUAUGGCCAAUGUUAUUUUCUUUAAAGGUUACUGGUCAACACCCUUUAAUAUGUCAAAUACCGCAAGGGAAAUGGUAAGUUCUUUCGAUGGUAAACGUGGUAAUGUAGAUAUGAUGCAUAUAAGUGCGAAAAUCCGCUCUAGCCACAUGGAAUCGAUGAAGGCUACUGUGACGGAGUUACCAUAUGGAAACGAUGAGAAAUAUUGUAUGCUACUAUUAUUUCCUGACGCGAAUAUCAGUAUAAAAGAUAUGUACAGAAAUUUCGAAAGAGUUACAUUCAGGGAUAUAUUUACCAAGCUCCAGAGAGACGAAGAUGAAUUCGGAUUAAAAGAUAUUGACGUAAAGCUACCGAAAUUUGUAAAAAGAUCAAAAUUACAAUUGCAUAAACCAUUUAACGAUAUGGGCAUAUAUGAUGCAUUUGAACCAAAUGAUGCCGCAUUUGGCAGGAUAUCAAAUGAGCCAAUUUACAUUGAAACGAUUGAACACAAUGUCAUAGUUUCGGUAACGGAAUCAGGGACCGUAGCGUAUGGAAGUACGCCAGGUAUAAUUGCGAAGCUUCCCACUGUCCAGGAAAAUGAGGUGAUGCCACCGUUUUCUUUCUUUAUCAUAGAAAAGUCAACAGCAACCGUAAUUUUUGGUGGUAUAUUCUAGUUUACGCAAAAAAUAAUCACAAAAUUUAUAUAAAAUACAUAAUUGAAUUGAUUAUUCUAUAAGGCGGGUGGAACAGAAAGUGAUUGUAAAACUCUUGACGAUAAAAAGUUCCAAUCCAGAAUCGAGAAUACGACUAAUAAAUAGAUUUGUGAAUUUCGCAACGGGACACGCGGGUGGUUUUCAGUACAUAAUUAAUAAUAAAGUCUAUAAAGAUAUUAUUCACAAGAACCAAGUGUACGUUUA
Molecule: messenger RNA, 1472 nt
Organism: Vanessa tameamea
Lineage: Eukaryota; Metazoa; Arthropoda; Insecta; Lepidoptera; Nymphalidae
Product: serine protease inhibitor-like
Exons: 1
Coding region: 66-1229 (387 amino acids)
Molecular function (GO): serine-type endopeptidase inhibitor activity
Source: RefSeq, a predicted model, not a curated record